UCCUGCCUCGUCUCGGUGACCUGGGCCCAGGAGGCCUCGCGGGGGCGGCGGCGGCGGCGCCCUCAGCGGCCCUCUCGGCCCGUCCUAUAAAGGGGCUUCCGCGGCCAACGCCUCCUUCUCUUUGCUCGCGGCCUCGGAGGAGGAGAGGAAGGAAAGAAACAUACAAAAAAAAUUAAAAAUUAAAAAAAAACCUUAAAAAGAGCAAAAAAAGAGAAAAACCAAAGGAAAAAAUCUCGCCUGAUGACCCAGGAGGAGGGUAACGGACAGUGAAGCGCGGGAGGGAGGGAAGGGAGAGCGGCUGACUGAGGUGCCUUCGUCCCCUUCGCCUUGCUCACGCCUAGCCCGGCACUGAAGCUCCCAGUGUGGGUCUCCCUCCCCUUAAAAGGAGGUCAUUAAACCCCCCCCCCCCCAUCUUGUUCGCUUAACUGCUGCCUUUCGUGUGUGGUUCGAGUUCCCACCCCACCCCGCGGUCGUUGAAUUGUGUUAGUUGCCUUAGGCUUUUUUUGACGCCCCCCGCCCCCCCCGAAUCUGCCCCAGUAAGAAUCGGUCUAUCUGCCCUCCACCUGCUUCGUCAGCCCAGAUUCCCCCUCUUUUUUGCCCCCGUUUUUUGGGGGCUCUUUUCCAGCCUCCUCUCCGCCCAGUCCACCUUUUGGGCUUUGCUGGCCUUCUGUGCUCCCUUUUUCCGGCCUUUUAGCCUUCUUGGCGACCUCGCUGGCCAUUUUUAAUUUUAAGAUAUUUAACCUCCUGGGCGACGACUGGAAACUUUGCUGCAUCCCAGAUGAGCCGGGAUCCAUUUUAUGUAUGUUGCAUAAAUAAGUCUUAUGGAGCAAACAACACCCUAAAUAGAUGUUUAAGAUAAUAUAGGGGUUUUUUUGGAGUUAUUUUUUUAAUCGAAGAGACGUAAGAUAUUAAGACUGAAACGGUCGGUGAUUACUUGAAGUAAAUUCCUCAGCUGAAUAUUUUGCAAGGGGAGAGUGAAAUAAAUUUUAUUUUUAAAUAUAUGAUUGGAAAUUAUUUAAGUGACUAUUUAACUUGGUUAUGUCCCAGCCUUUCUCAAACACUACAUUUUGACAUUUGCACUUUUUGUGUUAGCUGCUGUUGCUUCUCCAAUGCGAAGAGCUUUCAGCAGCCCUUUCAACCUUUUUUGUGGCCCCGACUAGCUCUGGUUUUAAGUUCUCUCCAAACUAGUGGUUUUUUUUCAAAGAAUUUAUUUUUUUAAAACUUAAAAACCUAACAGUAGCACCUGGGCGUGUAUGUGGAGAGUGGAAUAUGAACACAGCUGCUAGUAGUUACCCAAUGGCAUCAUUAUAUGUGGGUGACCUUCACCCUGAUGUCACGGAGGCCAUGCUCUACGAGAAGUUCAGCCCUGCUGGUCCCGUGCUGUCCAUCCGUGUGUGCAGAGAUAUGAUCACUCGUCGCUCCCUGGGAUAUGCUUAUGUCAACUUCCAGCAGCCAGCGGACGCAGAGCGAGCUCUGGACACCAUGAACUUUGAUGUGAUCAAAGGGAAGCCCAUCCGCAUCAUGUGGUCUCAGCGGGACCCUUCCCUGAGGAAAUCCGGGGUGGGGAAUGUCUUCAUUAAGAAUCUGGACAAAUCCAUAGACAACAAGGCACUUUAUGACACAUUCUCAGCUUUUGGGAAUAUCCUUUCCUGCAAGGUGGUGUGUGAUGAGAAUGGCUCUAAGGGCUACGCAUUUGUGCACUUUGAGACACAGGAUGCUGCGGACCGGGCCAUUGAGAAGAUGAAUGGCAUGCUGCUGAACGACCGCAAAGUAUUUGUUGGCAGAUUCAAAUCUCGAAAAGAACGAGAGGCAGAAUUGGGAGCCAAAGCCAAGGAAUUUACAAAUGUUUACAUUAAAAACUUUGGGGAUGAUAUGGAUGAUGAGAGACUCAAGGAGCUCUUCAGCAAAUAUGGCAAGACCCUCAGUGUGAAAGUCAUGACAGACCCUACUGGGAAGUCCAAAGGGUUUGGCUUUGUGAGCUUUGAAAAGCAUGAAGAAGCUAACAAGGCAGUGGAAGAAAUGAAUGGAAAAGAUAUCAAUGGGAAAAUGGUGUUUGUGGGCCGUGCACAGAAAAAAGUAGAACGCCAGGCAGAACUCAAACGAAAGUUUGAGCAGUUGAAGCAGGAAAGAAUCAGUCGCUAUCAGGGAGUUAAUUUGUACAUUAAGAACCUUGAUGAUACCAUUGAUGACGAGAAACUGAGGAAGGAGUUCUCACCUUUUGGUUCCAUCACAAGUGCCAAGGUGAUGCUGGAAGAUGGUCGAAGCAAAGGUUUCGGCUUCGUCUGCUUUUCCUCUCCGGAGGAAGCCACCAAAGCCGUAACCGAAAUGAACGGGCGCAUUGUGGGCUCCAAGCCGCUCUACGUUGCUUUGGCACAGAGGAAGGAGGAGCGGAAGGCCCACCUCACCAACCAGUAUAUGCAGCGCAUUGCUGGGAUGAGAGCUCUGCCUGCCAAUGCUAUCAUCAAUCAGUUCCAGCCAGCUGCAGGUGGCUACUUCAUGCCUGCAGUGCCCCAGGCUCAGAACAGACCCACUUACUAUGCACCUAAUCAGAUGACUCAGAUGAGACCCAAUCCACGCUGGCAGCAAGGGGGGAGACCUCAAGGCUUCCAAGGAAUGCCCAAUGCCAUGCGCCAGUCUGGACCACGGCCGUCGUUACGCCAUCUAGCUCCAACUGGUAAUGCCCAUCGGACCCUUUCUGCUGCCUCUCAAAGAGUUGGUGUUACCAACACUACUCCGAACUUAGCACCUCGACCUCCUGUAGCUGCCCAGGCUCCCAGAGCAGUUCCUCCCUACAAAUAUGCCUCGAGUGUUCGCAGUCCGCACCCAACUGUACAACCUUUGCAGGCCUCACAGCCUGCUGUUCACGUGCAGGGACAGGAGCCCUUAACUGCUUCUAUGCUGGCUGCUGCCCCUCCGCAGGAGCAAAAACAGAUGCUGGGAGAACGUCUGUUUCCCCUGAUCCAAGCUAUGCACCUCAGCCUUGCAGGAAAGAUCACAGGAAUGCUGCUAGAGAUUGACAACUCAGAGCUACUGCACAUGUUGGAGUCUCCAGAAUCCCUCCGCUCAAAGGUGGAAGAGGCUGUGGCAGUGUUGCAGGCACACCAGGCCAAGAAAGAAGCUGCCCAGAAAGUGGGCAUAGUUGCUGCUACCUCUUAAACCAGGAAGACUGGUGGUAAAGAAGCCAAGUGGGUCCUCUGGAAGGCAUCAACUUGAAGAUGUUUAGAAAUAACUUUGUCCUGCAGUCUCCAACACCAUGCAAUGUAUCAUUUUCAAACCCCCAGUGUGGAAAUGUUCUGAUAUGCCUUAUCUUAAAAACAAAGUUUCACCACAACACUUGGUUUCCAAGACCUGAAUAUGCAAUUUGUUAUUUUCAUAGCCAUGACAAAGUUUAGCCUUCUUUUUGUCUUCCAUAAGCAGGACAAUGAAGUGGUCUGAUUGAACUUUUUCAUUUGUGGUUUUGGCUUUAAUUGAACAAAAUCCCAUUUGCAAUGCCUGGAAAGUGUUUAUCAAUAAAGGAAUUUUAAACAAA
Sphaerodactylus townsendi is the source of this 3529-nucleotide messenger RNA. It is a transcript of the gene PABPC4, whose product is annotated as poly(A) binding protein cytoplasmic 4. The transcript is spliced from 15 exons. Gene Ontology annotation, cellular component: cytoplasmic stress granule; ribonucleoprotein complex; cytosol. The coding region runs from base 1270 to 3156 and encodes 628 amino acids. Lineage: Eukaryota; Metazoa; Chordata; Lepidosauria; Squamata; Sphaerodactylidae. Gene Ontology annotation, molecular function: poly(U) RNA binding; mRNA 3'-UTR binding; poly(A) binding. The record is from RefSeq and is a predicted model, not a curated record.